Molecule: messenger RNA, 3076 nt
Organism: Sebastes umbrosus (honeycomb rockfish)
Lineage: Eukaryota; Metazoa; Chordata; Actinopteri; Perciformes; Sebastidae
Gene: vps37a
Product: VPS37A subunit of ESCRT-I
Exons: 12
Coding region: 365-1546 (393 amino acids)
Biological process (GO): protein targeting to membrane; ubiquitin-dependent protein catabolic process via the multivesicular body sorting pathway; protein targeting to vacuole
Cellular component (GO): ESCRT I complex
Source: RefSeq, a predicted model, not a curated record
UACGUAAAUAAGUUGAUCAAGCUAAGCGAGGUUGUUGUUUUCCUUCAGCUGUAAUUAUCUCUCGUCUCAGUGACAUUAAUGACUAAAACUACACACAAACGGUUGGAGAUAAAACGCAGUUGACAUUUUAUUAGACACAAGAGGACAUGCCAUCUGACUUUGUAACGUAACUACACAGUAAAACCCUGUGAGGACAACAAACCGAGUCGUUGGCCAGCCAGCUAACAGAGCUAACAGGAGUUAGCAUCGCAGAUCUCUCCACCGCCUGCUGCUCUUCAGUCUCUCUUUCUCUUCAGUCUCUCUUUCUCUUCGUCUGUCCUCGGUCUUUUAUAUAUUCUGUCACUGAGUGGUUUCUCAGGAGAGGAUGAACUGGCUAUUCCCCCUGUCCAAAGGCUCCGGACCUCUCCCUCCUCUCAGCAGCCUCCAGCAACAGAGACAGCGGCAGAUCGAGUCACUGAAAGCGGCUCAUCCCAGCCUCGCAGAGAUCCAGAAAGAUGUUGAGUACAGAAUACCAUUCACAGUCAACAACUCCACCAUUACUGUUAACAUUCUGCUGCCUCCUCAGUUCCCCCAGGAGAAGCCGGUGGUUAGUGUCUACCCCCCUGUUGGUCAUCAUUUAGUCGACAGCAAUAAUGGCACCAUGAUCACCAGCCCCCUCAUCACUAAUUUUGGGAUGCACUCAGAUCUGGGGAAGGUCAUUCAGAGUCUGCUGGACGAGUUCUGGAAGAGUCCUCCUGCCUUGAUGUCCACGGGCUCUGCUAGCUUUCCAUACAGUAUGUACAAGCAGUCAGGCAUGGCUCCCUAUCCCACUCAGGCUUACCACUAUGCUCCUCGCCAUGGGGGCCCCAGUCACACGCCGCCUCCUGGUCCAGGCCAGGCUCCAGGUCUCAUGCCUCACCCAGGGGUCGAUAGUGCCUAUGGGCCCCCUCGAGCUCCGGCCCCGUACGGACUGAUUUCUGACCUGCCGCUGCCUGUUCCUAUGGGAGACUUACAGGCUGGACUGAACGGACACAUGUACAAGAUGCCUGACAUUCCUGAGUCUUUUCCUGAACUCUGUGACUUGAAUCUGACCCAGUUGUCGGACAUGUCUGAAAACGAGGACGUGUUACUGGAGUUCUUCGUGACUUUGCCACAACUGAAACAGGUCACCAAUGAUAAAGAAGAGCUCGUCACCAAUAUAGUGGACAUGGCUAAGAAAAAUCUUCAGAUGGAGCCACAGCUGGAAGGAAAAAGACAGGAAAUGCUCUACAAGUACGAACAGCUGACUCAGAUGAAGAUGGCAUUUGAGACGAGGAUGCAGAGGCAGCAUGACCUCAGUGAGAAUUGCAGUCUUAAUACUCUACAGGCUCGGUUAAAAGUCGCAGCCCACCAGGCUGAGGAGGAGUCGGAGGAGACGGCUGAAAACUUCCUGGAGGGACGCACAGACAUAGACGAAUUCCUGUCCAGCUUCAUGGAGAAGAGAACGCUUUGCCACAGCAGAAGGGCCAAAGAGGAAAAGUUGCAACAAUCCAUCAACACACAUGGACAGUUUCCUACCAGCCACUAGAGAACACAAGGUUUGGUGCUUUCUCAGCCAACUGCUGCCAACUAAAAGGAUAAAAGACAUUUGAGGGGACGAAAAGCACACUGAGUCAACAAUGGGCACUUCGGAGAAAUAGGAAGACAGUGAUAUCAGUGGUGGGCUUAAAAAAAAGAAAAAAGGAAGCCCUCUGUGCCCAGAUCUGGGCUAAAAAUACUGUUGAAGUUGCAUUGUGUGAGAGCAAAGUGGAGAAGCUGUUGAGUCACCACAGGAGGCCAAAACUGGGAGAUUGAGUGACACAUGCCUAGCUUUCCCAACCACAUUACUAAGGAUUGAUCACACCGCGGAUAAUUUCUGUUGCACAUGCUGUUUGUCCAGUUUUGACUUGACAGUGAUGACAAAGAGUUUUGUUUCUUUCCUGAAUUUCUGUCACAUUGCUCAGUAAGAGCAACGCCUGAUCAGAGUGGUUGGUGAUGUGAACUCAUUUGGAAGAAAUUGUUUAGGACAGGACUCCCAAUCUUAAACAUUUUUUUCACGCAGUGAGCAAUUAAUGUCACUAUAAAAGAAUUAUUAAAAUGCUAAGCUUGAUGUCUGUACUCCCCGUCUCUGAGAUCAUUGUCAAGUCCUUGCUUUAUUAUCCCAGAAAGGUCCGACUGGAUAGACAGACAGACAGACAGAACAACCUUUGCACUGCAAAUCUACUGUUUACGUUGGACUGGUUGUUCGAGACGUUUACAGGAAACUCUGCAGUGGCAGCAUCACUUCAACAAAUCAAGAUAAUCUGUCCAAGGCCUUCCUUAAUUUGUAAUUUAUCAAAACAAAUGUGGGAUUCUCCAACCAAAAAAGAAGCAAGGACGGGGCAGUGUUGUCAGGAGAGUUUAAAAAAUGUAAACUCUGCAUAUGAAUUUGGGACAGCGCUCGAUUCUUUAUCAAGUUGGUGUGUUUCCCCUUUAAGUAAUGUCUUAAACACAACCGCGACAUCAGUGUGUUUGCACAAACAUUAAUAAUUCGAUUCAACGUUCCAGGCAAUACUCUGAUUCUCAUAACGUUGUUAACACCAUAACCGUUUUAUCUACUGUACCUCAAAAUCAGAGGCAACAUAAUCCAAAACAAAGUGGUCAGUUUUUUUUUUAAAUUGCUGUAUUAGUUUUGUAAAUGUUUCCUGGAGGUUAACAAACCAUUUCAGACUUUGACCAGUUUAACAAAUGUGUCAUGUAAACUGAGGUUAUCGGGUAAAUCAGAGUAAAGUAAACCAUAUAAACGGUUUAAUCACCCUAAUUCUGUUCCUUUUUACGCGAGUCGAGUUAUUUGUGUACAUGUAAACACACUGAAUACGACGAGACACCUUUGGAACUUGAAAUUUUGUUGGUGAAGAGCCUCAGAAGAUUUGGGAUAAUGUUGAGGAAUAUUAGGUUAAAUGCUGCAUUAAAACUCGAUGACAUUGGAUACUGUAUUUAAAUAAUGUUAAUAAUAGGCUAUAUUGUAAUCAAAGACUCAGACACCUUGUAUUAUAUGUUCUUAUUUAAUUUGUUAGAGUAAUAAAGCAUUUAGAAUAAA